This is a messenger RNA of Penicillium concentricum, 1062 nucleotides long. RefSeq names its product 2,4,5-trihydroxytoluene oxygenase. The transcript has 4 exons. The record is from RefSeq and is a predicted model, not a curated record. Gene Ontology annotation, molecular function: methylmalonyl-CoA epimerase activity. Lineage: Eukaryota; Fungi; Ascomycota; Eurotiomycetes; Eurotiales; Aspergillaceae. Bases 1 to 1062 code for a protein of 353 amino acids. Gene Ontology annotation, cellular component: mitochondrion. Gene Ontology annotation, biological process: L-methylmalonyl-CoA metabolic process.
AUGGAAGCAACCCCUGUCAAGCCCAAUAUUGGCGCCACAGUCCCUGACGUGGUCGCCGUUGGCAAAGCCAAUGAAUCACAGAGAAGCUGGCUUGAAAAGCAAAAGAUCAAUCGCAAGGACCGUAUUCAUCUCAAGAAGCUGUCUCACAUGCGAUACCAACACCCCGACCUUGAAGAGACGCACCGUUUUAUGACCCAUUUUGGGAUGCAGGUUGCAAAAAAGGUCAAAGAUGAGAUUUGGUACCGGGGAUACGGGUCUGAUCAGUAUGUCUACUAUGCGCGGAAGGGGCCGAAGCAGUUCCUAGGUGGCACAUUUGAGGCGCUAAGCCAAGAAGACUUCAACAAAGCAGCGAGUCUGCCGACAGCCAGUCCAGUACAGGACCUCAGCGAUGCCCCCGGUGGAGGCUUUCUAGUGACCAUCACCGACCCCGAAGGAUUUCCCUUCAACGUGGCUUUCGGACAGAAGCCUAUAGACGCAGGGGUAAAGCAUCCGGAACAGGUCGUGCUCAACUACACCGGUGACAAAGCCCGCCGUCGCGAGUUCAACCGGUUUGAGCCAGGACCAGCAGGUGUCCACAAACUCGGCCAUUUUGGAUUAUGCACACAGCAGUUUGACGAAUUAGUCAAGUUCUACACAUCCACCUUCAACCUUGUGCCUACCGACCUGCUAUACAUCGAAAAGGACGGCCACAAGAAAAACGUGAGCAUGUUCGCUCACAUCGAUCUAGGCGAUACUCUCACAGACCACCACUCGUUCUUCUUGAGUGCGAGUCCCGGUGGUGCACAUGUCCAUCACUGCUCCUUCGAGGUCCAUGAUUUCGACACCCAGCAUCUGGGCCACCAGUGGCUUGCCCAGAGGGGAUACAAUUCUGUCUGGGGCAUUGGCCGACAUGUGCUUGGAUCGCAGAUUUUCGACUAUUGGUGGGAUACUACUGGCAAUAUGAUUGAGCAUUAUGCCGAUGGUGAUUUGGUGAAUAGGGAUACCCCGAUUGGGUAUGUGCAGGCUGGGAGUGAGUCCCUUGCUGUGUGGGGGCCCGAGGUGCCUGCGACAUUCUUGGAGUAG